Medioppia subpectinata is the source of this 1098-nucleotide messenger RNA. Lineage: Eukaryota; Metazoa; Arthropoda; Arachnida; Sarcoptiformes; Oppiidae. The record is from the annotation of a GenBank genome assembly.
GAGAGAGAGUGUGCGCGAAGUUUGCAUUGAAUAAGAGUUGCAGUGUUUUGUGUUAGAGCUCUGUCUUUGACUCCAUAUAUGAUAAUCGUAUCCAAAAAAUACACAACAAUUUCAGUCUUGUAUUGAAUAUUGCAUUGAAUUUCAUAUUAAAAGCCAAAAGCGUUGACUUGUAUUGCAUUGUAUUGUGUUUUUGCCAUUUGUUAUCCAUAGGCCAUACUUAUUAAUAGUGAUUUUUAAUACCUUGGUCAUAUUUCACACAUACAAAUGGCUGAUGAUAAUAAUGAUGAGUUCGAGUUCGAAUACACCAAGCCCACGAGCACUGUAUCCCACGUGACCCGGCAGUCACUGAUCACGAAAACGACGCGAACCAUAAACCAGCGCCGGCUGUCGGAGCGCCAGAAGUCGGUAGAGUCGCCACCAGUAGAGCAGCCGAAGCUGAAAAUGCUUUACGGCCGCGAUCUGAAAGAGUACGACAACGUCGACGUGGAGAACCUGUUGGCACAGUUGUCGGCCGAAGAGUUGGAACAGUUGAGCGAAGAGGUGGACCCCGACGACAACCUACUGCCGCCGUCGCAGCGCUGCAAAGACCAGACGUCGAAGUCGGCCACCGGUCCACUGAAUCGCAAAAAGUUGUUGACUUUUCUCACAAAGUUUGCCGCCGAACAGGAAGACUGGCCCGAGUUUAAGCAAUUCCAGCCCGGAGUCAAAAAAGGCAAAAUAUUUAUCCCCAAAGAGACUGACACUCCGGACCAGUCGUCCGACGAGAAGAUAAUACUGGACUUAGAGGACGGCGCGGAACAGGCGCUGGACGACGCGUCGGAGGCGGAUCUGGUGGACUUGGCGGGCAUUCUGGGGCUGCACUCGAUGCUCAAUCAGGACCAGUUCCACAACUCUAUACUAAACAAAGGGCAACGCAUUGGCGACAAGUUUGAGUCGAUAGUGAAGGCGCCGACGCCCAAGAAGUUGCCCUUUGAACCGGACAACAUCACCGAUCCGGAGGCCACCGCCAAACAGGUGAUCGCCAACGACCCGAACCUCAAAGAGCUUAACUGGAAUAACAUUAAGUUUAUUCCUCGCGAGACGUUUAAGAAGAUGUUC